Molecule: messenger RNA, 1311 nt
Organism: Porites evermanni
Lineage: Eukaryota; Metazoa; Cnidaria; Anthozoa; Scleractinia; Poritidae
Source: the annotation of a GenBank genome assembly
AUGGCAUUUCAGAAAAUCCUGGCUUUUUUUGGCAUCCUUUUAGUUGCAAGAUUUUUCUGGGAUAGCACAUAACCAUACACGACUCGUAAUUUAUAUGUUCCACAAAAACAGUUUGUACAAACAAAAAUAACCCACGGUCAAAAGGUGGAAAUUUGGAAAUAUUAAGCGAUUGCAUACGCAUCUCUUUCAAUUUAACUACACAGAACAUGAUUCAAAUUUAAGACUCGAUCUUGUCGCCGACAAACAAGGAAGCCAGAACAUUAAGCACACAAAUAGAGCAAGUGGUUCCUGUAACAAAGUUUUCCUCUUUUUUCAGGGAGUAGCAAUAGCUGACGAUGACACACUGAUCAAAAGGGAUGUAAACGUUUAUCGUUCACACGUCAAGAUAACUGCGUACAAUUCACGUGGUUAUAAGGUACGUAUGAAAAGACAAAUAUCUUUUCUUUUAAUUUAUAACUGUAAAUCUAGAGAAAAAACCAGCUAAAAUGCGACUCAGUUUUGCAGAUCAUAAGAAAUAUCAUCUGCAUUAGAAAUUUUCCGCAGAGUAGACAUUGAAGGCUCAGUUUUCUUUAAGUGUAUAUUGAUAAGAAAGACUUAUUUUUUUCUUUCUUCUGGGUUAAGGUCGUCGCCACCAACGAAACUGAACAGAAGCCAGAUUCAUUCCGUCCAACUUCCUGCGUUGAUUAUCUUCGCCGUGGGAUCUCUGAAAGUGGCAUCUACAAAAUUUACGACCAGAGUGGAAAGAGUUACACCACUUACUGUGACAUGAAGUCCGAAUUAGACACAGCAUGGACUAUGGUCAUGUCAUGGUGUACCACAAAUCGAAAGCUCCCAGCGUUUGUGAAAAUACCCUUCAAGCACAACUCCCCACAAAACGAGGACGCCCUCAACUGGGAUCUUUACCGCUUAAGUCUGGCGCGAAUGAGAUUCUUACAGGGCCAGUCGACUCACUGGCGAGCAACAUGCAGCUACCCAAUAAAAGGUAUCGAUUUUAGAGACUACCUUCGGGGAAACUUCAAAGACUUCAACAUCUUUGAUUUCACUGGAGAAGGCAAGUGCAAGAAAGUGGAAUACGUCAACAUCCGGGGACACGUGGGCACGGAUCUGACGGCACCUUUCUGGCAGAGUCUUAAUAAAUUUACUCUGCAUAUUAACAGUCCAUCCACUAACUGUCAGUUUAAGGCGGCGAGCUCUGGUGCAGUGUCAAGUGAAGACAACUUUGGUUGGUAUGGAGAUGGCCUCAGCACUAAAUUCCGAUGCACGGAAACAGCCGAAUCCACCACCCAGUAUUGGUUUGGUGCUCACCGCUAA